This is a messenger RNA of Erpetoichthys calabaricus (reedfish), 4011 nucleotides long. RefSeq names its product TNFAIP3 interacting protein 2 (gene tnip2). The coding region runs from base 423 to 1874 and encodes 483 amino acids. NCBI's taxonomy places the organism in Eukaryota, Metazoa, Chordata, Cladistia, Polypteriformes, Polypteridae. The transcript is spliced from 6 exons. The record is from RefSeq and is a predicted model, not a curated record. Gene Ontology annotation, molecular function: K63-linked polyubiquitin modification-dependent protein binding. Gene Ontology annotation, biological process: regulation of transcription by RNA polymerase II; cellular response to lipopolysaccharide.
AGGCGGAGUCUUCGCGGCUCCCGUAAACUGUUAAGUUAACUUUAAGGGAUAAACAGAAAGAAAAAAAAAAGUCCUUGUCUUGUCGUCAGCGGGGCUCCCAUUGUCCUCUUCCCAACAGGGCUUAAUCAGACCCGUACGGAAAGCAGCAGUCACAAGCGCAUCGCGGCACCGUGAGCUCGAAAAGUACAAGAAAAGUCCGGCGGAACGGCGGGGAAGUCCCGAGAGGAAAUCCCCCCAUCACUGGAAUAUUACCAAAUUUCGUAAUGCGCGUCUCUCUUUCACAGCACUGAUCAUUUGGACGGGAGACAUGAGGCGCGCGUUGCGUGGACUUUAGUGGCAAAGUCGAAAAAACAAAAGCAAAGCCAAAACAUGACGGCAUUUUAGCGAGCGCGGCGAAGGCGAGCCGUGCUGCCCGGUGUGCCAUGUCCGCCGCGCAGAGCAGCCUCGGGGGCGCAGAGCCGCCGCCGCCACCGCCACCACCGGACGACACAGACAAGCUCAGGCUGGAAAAUGAGAAACUUCAGAGCAAAGUGCAGAGCUACGCGACGGUGGCCACCUUCUACCACGAAGCCCGGCGCGAGCUGGCCGCGAUGGCCCAUCAGAGCCGCCUGAAAGACAACGUGAUCGGCGAGCUGAAGGCGCGGCUGGCCCGACACGAGAGCACCGCCGUCCACCUGGGCGCGCACGACGAGCCGCCGCUGCUGUUCGGCCCCUCGCAGAGUCUGCUGGAGGGGCUGUGCAAGGAGAUCAGCCGGCUGAAGCAGCAGCUCAAGGACAACGACAGGCAGUCGGAGCAGCUCGUCGAGACCCUGAAGCGGGAGCUUCAGACCCUGCAAAAGCAAGUCGAAGAGAAGGAGCACGAGAUCCAGAAGAUGAUCAGAAGACCCCAGCAUGAGAAAGAUCUGCAGAUCAGCGAACUGCAGAAGAUACUCCUGGAGAAGGACCGCGUUCAGGCCACCCGCGAGGUGCUCUGCCAUUCCCUCACUGAGGAGAAGGAGCAGCUAAGGACUCAGCUGGCAGCCACCGUGCAAGUGUGCCAGCAGCUUGCCCACAAGUUGGAGGGGAAGAACCGGAAUUACUGUGCGCCACGAGAGGAUGACAUGGAGCCAUGUAAGAAGCUUCCCAGCUCCGAGAUGUGUGACUCCCGACAGCUGCAGGUGGCGGUCCAGCGACUACAGGACGAGAACGACGCCUUGAAACAGAAGCUGGCUUACGUGGAAAGUUUAAAUGCCAAAUGGCAGAAGUACGACUUGAGCCGGGAGGAGUACGUGAAGGGACUGUGCCAGAAACUGAAAGAAGUGGGCUCACAGAAGGGCUUCGUGCCAGCGGCGGCCAGCGGUGACAUCAUGCAGCAGGAGAUCCUGCGGCUCAACCGGCUCCUCGAGGAGAAGAUGAAGGAGUGUGGCCGGUACAGCCGAGAGCUGGAGGACACGCGCAAGGUCGACCGAGAGCGCAUCCAAAUCCUUGAGCAGCAGGCUCUCGUUUACGCCGACGACUUCAAUUCCGAACGACUGGACAGAGAAAGGGCCCAGAGCCAAAUCCACGACCUGAAAGAGGAGGUCGUCCGUCUGCAGUCGCAGCUCCGGAGGCAGGACUCACGGGAUCGAAGUUCACCGUGCCGCGCUCACCCCGGGGGCAGGAGCCCCGCACAGUUAGAAGCCGACACCAUGGAGCCUCUGCUGGGCAGCAGUCCGGAGCGGACGGGGAGCGGCAGGUCCACCGCGAGGUCCCCCACGACGCAGGAGCUGUCCGCGGCCAGCCGGCGGUCCCGAGCAGAGCACCAGGCCCUGCAGUGUCCUCGCUGCCUGACCACCUACUCCGACGAGCGGGCGGCAGAGUUUCUCAAGCAUUGUACGGAGUGCGCGGAGGUGUGAGCAGGGGGCACGGCUGGCACGCAGACUGAGAGCACUACGGCCGUGGGGCAGGCACCCUUUUGGAAAACGGGCUUGGCUCCGAGGACCCCCAUGUGGAUGCUGACGCAUGCGGACCAUCUUGGUGCCCCCCCACAUUUUGGAGUCUCAAGAGCCGUGUGCUAAAAUGGCAAAAAAAACCAAAAACUGACAGGAUGUAAAGUGACACGCGUGGCACCACUGGGUGGUCUUGGUACCUCGCGGACCCCUGGAGCAGAGGUGUGCCACACGCGCCCCGCUACAGACCACUUGCACUUUUGCAUGUCUUCUUUUGACUUUAUAGAAUUCGCAGCUGGCCGCUUUGAAGGGGCUCUGCCAAGCGCACUUCGGCUUUCCUGUCUCAAGUGGCACUUCACACGCCCGCCAAGUCCUUAUUUAUACCCGUGUGUGAGGGGUGACGUGUGCUUUGACUGUAAAUGUACUCAUUCUGCAGGUGUGAUGGCAGAGCCCCCGAGCGUACGUCAUGUGGCGUCCCAACCAGACCUUCAUAGUGUCACCUUUAUGGUCGUGUGGGACCUCCACAGUCCUGUGCCCCGUCCUUUGUCCACGUGCACUUUGCAUGUUCUCCCUUUGUCUGUGUGGGUUUGUCCUUCAACAUCCCUGAAAAUGAGCGCCUCGAGUGAGGUGGGAGUUCACAGUGGACCCAAGGAUGGAUAUGUGUGUGCGUGCCAUGCCAGAGACUGGUGGCCUUGUGCCCACACCAUAUGGAUGACUAGAUUCAUAUUAUAACGUACCGUACAUAACACUGUCAGAGGUGAUUAGUCCAGUUCAAGGGGGCCAGGGACCCGCAGUUUCAGAUGGCACACAACAGGGAAACUCAAGUUCAGGUCGGGGGUACUCCCUGCAUACCCCGUGUCCAAGGGGGGUCAUCAGGAUGGUCCACUUUCCUCCCGCAGUCCAAAGACACCCACUGCCUGUCUGGCGAGACCCCCAGUGAACACGGCCAGCCUGUCCUCGAUUGAGGCUCUGCUGAUGCCAUCGCCGACUGCCCAUUCUACCUUCCCCCUUUGGAAACAUUUGGUGCCCAAGGGUUGAUAAGGUGGUGCCAGGUGUGGGUUCUUACAGAAAGUGAAUUUCUGUGCCCUAAGCAGUUUGCAGUGAAAGGCGCUAUAUAAAAAGGUGAGCGACAGAGUAGCAGAAGUGCAGGUUAUGUGGACUGGUGGUGCCAUGCUGGCCCCUGGUGUGCCCAGUGAUGGACUGGCACUAUGCCCAUGCUGCUUGGGCUUGGCUCCAGUGGCACCACAACCCUGUUAAAUGAAUGCAUUCGUAUAUUUAGGUGCCUCACGGAUGCAGGGUCACCCGGGUUGCCCCCCCCCCACCCCCAUGUCUCUUUACUUUGGGUUUUCUACUCUCCUGUAUUUUUUGGAAUUAAGUUCACCGUGUAUAUCCUGUACUGGCCGGGUGGCACGGUGCCCCAGGUUCAGUCGCCUUGCCAGCCAGUGAUUGUGCCGAGUUUGCGUCUUCUCCAUGUGGCAGGGUGGCGCAGUGUGACGUUUGUGGGCUCUAACCGUCCUUGUGACAUAACGAGUCUGGCGGGCAUUCCCACCUUGCGCCCAGUCCCGUUGAGAUGGACCACGAGAGUGUGAGAUGUCCAGAAAGGGGAAGGUGUCUUUCUGUCCAAAAAAAUCGAAACCAAAGUGAGAGACACGUGACGUGUGGAGGGCACAGCCUUCGUUCCUUGUAGCGCUGGGCAUUGCCAGGUGUGCCCUUGUCCUUGGGCACCUUGCUGGUAUUUCAUUUCAAUUGAUGUACUGAAAAACUUUGUGGUGGGGGAAGUGGGACGGCUGGCAGGGAGCUGGAGGGGCCUGUUUAAUGUCGUACAUCCGGGCGCUCAAUUUUAAAAAAGCCGCAUGAUGAGGGUGAGGAGCCCCGGGUGACGGUGGUCUGUCUGUCCGUCUGAGCCCCUCGUCUACUCGGCUGAGCCAGGCCUCGUGUUCAGUUAUUUAAGUUCAUUGUAUUUUAUUUGUCUCAAAAGACCCCUCGUCUGCUUUGUGUUUUGCAAAGGGGUCGCUCAUUUAAGGGUUUCUUACUCAUUUGUAUUAUAAAUGUCACUUUUUGUAUUUAAGAUCUUAUUUUUGUAAUAAAAUCCGUCUGAAAAGCG